Molecule: messenger RNA, 1204 nt
Organism: Aspergillus alliaceus
Lineage: Eukaryota; Fungi; Ascomycota; Eurotiomycetes; Eurotiales; Aspergillaceae
Exons: 2
Coding region: 40-1107 (355 amino acids)
Source: RefSeq, a predicted model, not a curated record
GCUUAAACAGCGAAUAGUAUUCUUAUUAUUCUGGUCAAGAUGCCUCUUCAUCUACUCGGUAAGAAGUCAUGGAACGUCUACAACCCGGAGAACAUUGCCCGCGUGCGGCGCGAUGAGGCACAGGCGAAGGCCAGGGAGGAAGAACAAGAGCGUCGCAUUCAAGAAAUUGAUGCCGAACGAAGAAUACAGAUCCUCCGCGGUGAACGGCUAUCUACUCCACCACCUCCCCCGCGGUCACCGUUGCCGGUCUCUCGGCCUGAUAGGAAGAGUUAUGCAGAUGAUGCUGGAAGAUCCAGAAAGCGACGGCGGUUGGCUGGAGAGAAUGAUACGGAUCGCGAUAUUAGGCUCGCUCGAGAGGAUGCACAGUUUGCACUGGCGAAGCGGGGGGAGCUUGUUUCCUCUCGUUCUAGUGAUGCGCCGCUUUACGAUAAUGCAGGUCAUAUUGACCUGUUCCCUUCAGAAGCGCCACAUAAACGCACGGAGAAAAACCCGGAGAAUGAAAAAGAGUUGGCCGAGAAGAGAAAGGUAUAUGAAGAUCAAUAUACGAUGCGGUUCUCGAAUGCAGCAGGGUUCCGUCAAUCUGUCGGCAAAAAACCAUGGUAUUCUUCUUCGGAAAAGGAUGCUACGGUUCCAGAUUCAGUUUUGGGGAAAGACGUUUGGGGCAAUGAGGAUCCUAUGAGAAAAGAAAGAGAAAAAUCUAGAAUGGAUGCCAACGACCCACUUGCAGUGAUGAAAAGGGGAGUCCGCCAGCUAAAGUCGGUUGAACGAGAAAGGAGGAAGUGGGAAGAAGACAGACGACGGGAGUUAGAAGCUUUGAAACUGGAAGAGAAACACCGUUCGGGGCAUCACAGGAGCAGAUCACGGUCCAUGGACAGCCUUGAGGGAUUCAAACUUGAUACCUUACCAGACAAGGAUCGAGAAGACAAGAAUCGAAGAGCACAUCGUCAUCGUCGCCAUGGCCGAGACAGAAGCCGGGACCGCUCGCGUAAGAGGCUCUCUCAUUUGGAUGCAUAUCCACAUCGUGAUCGUGAUCGCAGUCGCAACCGCAGUCGGAGCGACCGUAACAGACGCCGUCACCGGGAAUUACCCGACUCAAGGCAUAACUAAUCAGGUAUGAAGCCGUGUUCUUCAACCAUCUUUUGAUGGUUGUCUUACAUAUAUGAUACCCACCAGAUGGCAUGUUGAAUACUUCAAUUUUUUUUAA